AUGGCCGCCAAAAGUCCCCUUAGUCGCGAUCGGCACACUGUAGGUUGGUUAUGCGCCCUCCCUGUCGAAUUCGCAGCUGCCGAAGAAAUGCUUGAUGAGAUACAGCAUAAUGUUGUCAUCGCCUGUCUACCAGAAUCUCAGAUAGGAACCAGUUCAGCCGCUGCGGUGGCUACUUGGAUGCAGCUAACCCUCACCUCGAUUCACGUUCGCCUUAUGGUGGGUGUUGGUGGGGGAGUUCCAUCAACAGACGCAGAUAUUCGACUUGGAGAUGUGGUCGUCAGUCUCCCAGAAAACAGCCACGGUGGAGUAGUACAGCAUGACUUCGGAAAGGCCACCUUGAGCGGAUUCAAACGAACUGGUUUCUUGAAUGCGCCGCCGAAGAUCCUUCGCAAGGCAGUUUUCUUGCUCAAAGCCAAACACAUGCGAGAAGACCAACGCUUUGCACAGUUUAUUUCGAAAUUCAAUCGCCUGCCUAGGUUCACACGGUCUAAUGCAGGAGAUGAUAUCUUGUUUAACUCGCGCUAUGACCAUGUCGGAGGAGUGACGUGUAAGAAAUGUGACAGACGAAGGAUCCUCAGGAGAGAAUCACGCAGUCGGCAGAGUCCUAUCAUACAUUAUGGUACCAUUGCUUCUGGAAAUCAAGUGAUGAAAAACGCCGCUGAGCGAGACAGGGUUAGCUCGGAGUUGGGUGGUGUGCUCUGCUUCGAGAUGGAAGCAGCAGGUUUGAUGAACGAGUUUCCAUGUAUCGUUAUACGGGGAAUAUGCGACUACAGUGAUUCCCACAAAAAUAAAAAGUGGCAGCCAUAUGCAGCUGCGGCGGCGGCUGCGUAUGCGAAAGAGCUGCUCUCGGUCAUCCCGGCGAUGGAGAUCACACCGUUACGACCGAUAGCUUUUGAAGUGGUCGACGUCAUGAUAUCCACAGGUAAGCUCUCUUCCUGCUCAUCAGCUAUAACAAUUAACAAUACAAAACAGACCAAAGAACGUGUUUCGCUCUACUAUCUCAAAUUAAUGAAAGUUCAUCUGGCCAGAAAUCUAUAA
This is a messenger RNA of Penicillium malachiteum, 1038 nucleotides long. Its product is annotated as 5'-methylthioadenosine/S-adenosylhomocysteine nucleosidase family protein. The record is from RefSeq and is a predicted model, not a curated record. Gene Ontology annotation, molecular function: catalytic activity. The transcript is spliced from 2 exons. Gene Ontology annotation, biological process: nucleoside metabolic process. Lineage: Eukaryota; Fungi; Ascomycota; Eurotiomycetes; Eurotiales; Aspergillaceae. The coding region runs from base 1 to 1038 and encodes 345 amino acids.